GAACUUAAAAUACCCUUUUUUCUUUCAGGAAACUAGUCCUGCAACAACAAGCCAUGGUGCUCCUUUGAUAACAAAAGAUGCAUCCCUCACUGUAGGGUUGAGGGGUCCAAUUCUUCUUCACGACAUAGCGUAUGUGGAUGAAAUGGCUCAUUUUGAUCGUGAACGGAUACCCGAAAGAGUGGUCCACGCAAAAGGUGCUGGUGCCUUUGGUUAUUUUGAAGUUACCCAUGAUAUAAGUAAAUACACGGCUGCAAAAGUUUUUGACCAAGUUGGUAAAAAAACUCCGGUUGCUGUGCGUUUUUCUACGGUGGGUGGUGAAUCUGGUUCAGCAGAUACAGUUCGGGAUCCCCGAGGAUUUUCUGUUAAAUUUUAUACAGAAGAUGGUAACUGGGACUUGGUCGGUAAUAAUACUCCUAUUUUCUUUAUUCGCGAUCCCAUAUUGUUCCCCAAUUUCAUUCACACUCAGAAGCGAAACCCUGCAACCCAUCUUAAAGAUGCAAACAUGUUUUGGGACUUCAUUACUUUAAGACCAGAAACCACCCACCAAAUCACAUACAUGUUUUCUGAUAGAGGAAUUCCCGAUGGUUAUAGACACAUGAACGGUUAUGGAUCACACACAUUUAAGCUCGUAAAUGCCGACAGCAAAUCAAUUUACUGUAAGUUUCAUUUCAAAACAGAUCAAGGUGUCAAAAAUUUGGAUGUGGACAAGGCUGCCCGUUUGGCUUCGUCUGAUCCAGACUAUGCAAUUAGGGAUUUGUACUAG
Agrilus planipennis (emerald ash borer) is the source of this 763-nucleotide messenger RNA. RefSeq names its product catalase-like. The record is from RefSeq and is a predicted model, not a curated record. Lineage: Eukaryota; Metazoa; Arthropoda; Insecta; Coleoptera; Buprestidae. The coding region runs from base 143 to 763 and encodes 206 amino acids. Gene Ontology annotation, biological process: response to hydrogen peroxide; hydrogen peroxide catabolic process. Gene Ontology annotation, molecular function: heme binding; catalase activity. Gene Ontology annotation, cellular component: mitochondrion; cytoplasm; peroxisome. The transcript has a single exon.